UUUCUUAACCCUGAUGUUUUUGCUGAGCUGGACGCAACUCUUGCCCUCCCUGAAGGGAACACACAAACCUGCCUGCUGCUGGGAAUGGGACUGGCCCGGCUGAGCUUUGCCUGCUGCCAGCACGAAGCUGGAGCUGCCUCAGGAGCUUACCCUGAGAGCAAGCUCACGGCACCGAAAAGGGAAUCUCUUCUUCCUGUAAGCAGCACCUCCAAAGAGAAUGGGAUUCGUGCAGAGCAAGAUGAUCAGGACUUAUUUGCUGAUGCCACCGUGGAGUUGUCUCUAGACAGCACGCAGAACAACCAGAAGAAGGAACUGGCCAAAGCAUCCAAUCCUGCCCCCUCGUUAGAAGUAGCUGCCAGCUCUUCUAGAAACCCUCCAAAGAGCUAUGAGGAGCUAGAAGAAGAGGAACAGGAGGACAAAUUUGAGCUGACUGUAGGAGUCAGUGACCCGGAGAAAAUUGGGGAUGGUAUGAAUGCCUAUGUAGCCUACAAAGUGUCAACACAGACGAGCAUGCCCAUGUUCAGGAGCAAGCAGUUCUCAGUGAAAAGGAGGUUCAGUGACUUUCUGGGUCUCUAUGAGAAGUUGUCGGAGAAGCAUGCCCAAAAUGGGUUCAUCGUUCCUCCACCGCCUGAGAAGAGUCUCAUAGGGAUGACCAAAGUGAAAGUUGGGAAAGAAGAUUCCUCCUCUGCAGAGUUCUUGGAAAAAAGACGGGCUGCUCUAGAGAGGUACCUACGGAGAGUGGUCAGCCAUCCAACAAUGCUGCAGGACCCUGACGUCAGGGAGUUCUUGGAAAAGGAGGAG
This is a messenger RNA of Mesitornis unicolor (brown roatelo), 801 nucleotides long. Its product is annotated as sorting nexin-1-like. The transcript has 8 exons. Gene Ontology annotation, cellular component: endosome; endosome membrane. Gene Ontology annotation, molecular function: phosphatidylinositol binding. Gene Ontology annotation, biological process: early endosome to Golgi transport. NCBI's taxonomy places the organism in Eukaryota, Metazoa, Chordata, Aves, Mesitornithiformes, Mesitornithidae. The record is from RefSeq and is a predicted model, not a curated record. The annotation marks the transcript as partial.